UUUAUUUUAAAGAGCUAUGAUAUCCAGUAUUUUUCCAUGAGAGAUAUGGAUUGACUUGGUAACCAGAAGGUCAUGGAACAAACAUUUGAUCUCCUGAUUGGCAAGAGACAAAGACCAAUCCAACUGAGUUUUGAUAUUGAUGCAUUUGACCCUACACUGGCUCCAGCCACAGGAACUCCUGUUGUAGGAGGACUAACCUAUCGAGAAGGCACAUAUAUUGCUGAGGAAAUACACAAUACAGGGUUGUUGUCGGCACUGGAUCUUGUUGAAGUCAAUCCUCAGUUGGCCACCUCAGAGGAAGAGGCAAAGACUAGAGCUAACGUGGCAGUGGAUGUGAUUGCUUCAAGUUUUGGUCAGACAAGGGAAGGAGGGUACAUUGUCUAUGACCAACUUCCUACUCCCAGUUCACCAGAUGAAUCGGAAAAUCAGGCACGUGUGAGAAUUUAGGAGAUACUGUGCACUGACAUAUUUCACAACGGGCAUUCCAGAAUUAUGAGGCAUUUGAGGGGACAGAUACUAAAUGGUUGUCUGGUCAAUACUGCCUUAAUGAGAAUAUCUGCAUAGUCUCACAAUUGUAAAGUUUCCCCUCUGUUUUGGUGACGAAUACUACUAUAAAUGUAUUUUUUUUUUGCAGUUCACAGGGUAUUAAUAUGCUACAGUACUAUGUAAAUUUAAAGAAGUCAUAAACAGCAUUUAUUACCUUGGUAUA
Molecule: messenger RNA, 709 nt
Organism: Cebus imitator (Panamanian white-faced capuchin)
Lineage: Eukaryota; Metazoa; Chordata; Mammalia; Primates; Cebidae
Product: arginase-2, mitochondrial-like
Exons: 1
Coding region: 73-447 (124 amino acids)
Cellular component (GO): cytoplasm; mitochondrion
Molecular function (GO): manganese ion binding; arginase activity
Source: RefSeq, a predicted model, not a curated record